AUGUCAAAACUAGUUGUGUUAGGUGGUAAUGGAUUCUUAGGAAGAAGAAUUUGUCAAGCUGGUAUUAAUGCUGGUUUUCAAGUAACUUCAUUAUCUCGCUCUGGUAAACCACCAAAAUUAACACCAUUAGAAAAUAAAACUUGGAUUGAAAAAGUUGAUUGGAAAUCUGCAGAUAUUUUCCAACCAAAUUCUUAUAAAGAUGAAUUAAAAGAUGCAAAAAGUGUUAUACAUUCAUUAGGUAUAUUAUUAGAAAAUCAAAAUUAUAAAUCUUCAAUUAAUUCAAAUUCAAGUAUCUUGAAUGAAUUUUCAAAUUUUUUAAAACCUUCAAAUCCAUUAACUAAAACUUCAUUUAAUUCUUAUGAAAGUAUAAAUAGAGAUUCUGCAGUAUUAUUAGCUGAAACUUUUCAAGAAACAACAACUUCAUCAAAUCCAUCAUUUGUAUAUAUCUCUGCAGAUAAAGGAUUCCCAGGAUUACCAAAAGGUUACAUAAAUUCUAAAAGAGAAGCUGAACAAGAACUUUCCUCAUUAUCAAAUUUAAGAUCUAUAUUUAUAAGACCUGGUUUUAUGUUUGAUGAAGUUUCAAAUCAAGAUAAUUUAAGAACUUCAAUUAAAAAAUUUGUUGAUUUAGCAAAUUGGGGAAAUCAAUCAUGUUUAGGUGGUAAAAUUCCAAUUCUUAAUGAAUUUAUAAGACCAACUAUAUCAACUCAAAGAGUUGCUCAAGCUAUAAUUUAUAGAAUUCAAGAUCCUGAUUUUAAUGGUGUUGUUUCUUUAGAAGAUUUAUUGGAAAAAUAA
Molecule: messenger RNA, 792 nt
Organism: Hansenula ciferrii
Lineage: Eukaryota; Fungi; Ascomycota; Saccharomycetes; Phaffomycetales; Wickerhamomycetaceae
Gene: COQ11
Product: ubiquinone biosynthesis protein COQ11
Exons: 3
Coding region: 1-792 (263 amino acids)
Cellular component (GO): mitochondrion
Molecular function (GO): protein-containing complex binding
Source: RefSeq, a predicted model, not a curated record